Coregonus sp. 'balchen' is the source of this 2538-nucleotide messenger RNA. NCBI's taxonomy places the organism in Eukaryota, Metazoa, Chordata, Actinopteri, Salmoniformes, Salmonidae. The record is from the annotation of a GenBank genome assembly.
AUGGAGCUGCCCUGCCUGCCCACCGAAUCCCCCACCACAGCCAGCUCCUGCUCCACCGACCCCCUUUACGACAACUGUCUACCCCAUGCCGGGAGAGGAAGGGAUAGAGGGUUUAGGGAGAUGGAGAAGGAGAGAAAGAGGGAAAGGGGGGGACUUUGCAACCCUGCUGUAACCGGAAUCCUUCACCCCCCCUCCCCCCCUGGCCUGGCCCCAGCUGCAGCUGUGGUUCCCACACUGGGAUGGGGGAGAGACGGGAGAGGAGGGGGGAGAGGGACUGGCGUGCUGCCAGCUCACAGUCGCUGCAGCUGGGUAGGCCUGGGAAGGCAGGGUUGGGACAUGGGGACAAACAGAGCAGAGAGAGGAGGAGAGAGAGGAGGAGGAGGGAAUAAGGGAGCGCGGGAGGUGGAGAGCGUUCGGCAGCAGCAGAGCCCCAGCCCGAGCCACAGCGACGGAGACACACACGAGAGCGCUCUCUCCGUCUACGACAACCUCCACGCCGUGACCCCCGCUGAGGACGCUGCCAUGGAAACCACCGUGACCUUCCCCACGCCCCAGCGCUUCCUGAGGAUCCCGGUGCCGGUCUCGGUGCUGAUGGAUGACGGAGGGGUCAGUGGGGAGAGCAGCUCCUGGUCUUCCUGUGAAAUCCUCCUAGCAGGGAGCAGCGCCAGCAAUGGACCAGACCAGUACCAAGACCAGGACCCAGAACCAGAACUGGACUUUAACCAGGACCAGGAAGAGCCCAUGUUCCAACUCCAGCCAAUGAUCCAACCACAACCCCAUCGACCAGAUAACUUCUCCCAUCUCCAGCCCCUGGUCCCACCUCCACAGGCUUCUGCCACCCAUCCAGAAGAGCCUCUCCAGCAGGCUGGUUCUAUCCUUGUACCUGGGGCCCGGGUUCCCCCUCCCCUGCCCGUGGCAGACCCCUCAGCCAGCGCCCUCCGCAGCCUCCUCACCAGCCUCCAGCAGCAGAUAGCAAGGCAGAGAGAGGAGUAUGAGGAACGCAUACACAGGUAAGAACUUUACAUCAUCAUCCAUGGUGACACACACAUUUUGGCUUGCUUUUGGACUGACGUGAUUUCUCUGUGUACUUUCAGUGAUAAGGAGGAGUUGCAAAGGUUUUCUAUCCAGAUGCGUGUGUCCACUCUGCUGUUUCCCAUGUCCCCCCCCCCCCAUUAUUCCACAAACACUGCCUUUUCUUUUAUAUUGAUUCGACAUGACAUUAGUACGAACACAAGGAAUGAAUGUCAUGAGUGGCAUAUGAAAAAACAACACCAGUAUGAAUUCAAAAACCACACAAUUACACACUUCAUGAAGUUGUUUUCCUCAGGUUAAGUAAUAUUAUGCUUAAAAACACAAUGCUGCCAUGACUGUCUUAUAGAGGCUGUGUAGUGGUGGAUGGAAAGAGAGCUAUUUAAAGGGUCUGUGCUAACCUAGACACUAACACAUAUCUCACUACUACUGAUAUAGACAGACAGUCUCAAUCUCACCAGGCAUCCUGACUGGCCAUGCAACUAAAAUUAGGAGCAUACAGCACACAGGAACAAUGAUGUCUGACUGUCACAUAGGCUAAUUCACCGUCCUUAACCCUAACCUACGAUGGAUGCCCCCAAAGGGUACUUGAUCGAGGUGUUGGCUCAGGACCUCUCUCUCUUCCUUACCCUUUCCACUCUCUCCUUCUAACACUUAAGGAAAUGCAAUUGAGAUUCUCCCUGAUUCCUCAUGUCCGCUCUCCUCGCCUCCUCAUUUUGAGAAAGAGGCGAGAGGACGCAAUUGAGAUUCUCACUAACAGUUUGGAACAGAGGAACGAGGUGCUACAAGGAGAGGUGUUUGACCUGAGGGCUAACCUGGCUCAGCAGUUACUGGUUUGACCUGAGGGCUAACCUGGCUCAGCAGUUACUGGUUUAACCUGAGGGCUAACCUGGCUCAGCAGUUACUGGUUUGACCUGAGGGCUAACCUGGCUCAGCAGUUACUGGUUUAACCUGAGGGCUAACCUGGCUCAGCAGUUACUGGUUUGACCGGAGGGCUAACCUGGCUCAGCAGUUACUGGUUUAACCGGAGGGCUAACCUAGCUCAGUAGUUACUGGUUUGACCGGAGGGCUAACCUGGCUCAGCAGUUACUGGUUUGACCGGAGGGCUAACCUGGCUCAGCAGUUACUGGUUUGACCGGAGGGCUAACCUGGCUCAGUAGUUACUGGUUUGACCGGAGGGCUAACCUGGCUCAGCAGUUACUGUGUCCCUCCUCCUCCCCCACUCCUAUCUUCCUAACCUCUCUCUCCUCUGUCCCCCCCCUCUCUCACAGUCUGGAAGAGAGGAACGAGGCUCUCCAGGGAGAGGUGUUUGACCUGAGGGCUAACCUGGCUCAGCAGAGGCGGUGGUACUCUGUGGUCCAGGCUAAGAUCUUGGAGUCAGAGAGGGGCCGGGCUGCAGCAGACCUUCGCAACGCAGCCCUGCAGAGGGAGAUGGAGCAGUUCUUUGACACCUUCGGGGAGCUCAACAACGAGGCCAAGAAGACAGAGAAAAUCGUCAGGAGUUUCUGA